AUGGCCGCAUCGGUUUUGGAGGAGGAGGCACGUUAUGGAUCCAGUCCCUUAGCUAUGCUAACUGCAACUUGCAACAAAUUCAGUAGCACCAGUCCAGUCCAUGAUUCUUCCUCUCCUAGUAAAGGGGGAAGCACUGCCAUGGUGAAAAAAACAUCUAGCAUGAGUUCGGACCUCCAGUCACCUAAGAAUGCCAGAGCCAGUGAGGGUUUACCUGAAUCCUAUACCAGCCCAUUUGGUGCAGGUGGUAGCCUGCUCAGUCCAGCUGGAAGCCCUCCACCACCAGCAGGAGGCUAUGGCUCCGAGUACAAUCCCUUUUCCCACUCCUUUCAGACUUCCACUGCAUCUCAGGAUCCAUCACUAGUGUCAAAGGCUCAUGCAACAGCAGACUGUUUGACCAGUGUCUACACAUCACUGGAUAUGACGCAUUCAUAUGGUUCAUGGUACAAGGCCGGCAUCCCUGGCAUUACAACCCCCCCUGCAAAUGCUAGCUCAUCUUGGUGGGAUGUCCACCCAAACUCCAAUUGGUUGAGUGUUGCACAGCCUCAGAGUGACAAUCUUCAGCCCUCCCUCCAGCCAGUGCCACCUCAGGCCUCUCUCAAUCCCCAGCUCCCAAGCUACAGUUCUGACUUCAGUUCUCUCAGCCCGACUCCCUACCCUUCUGUGGGUCUGGGCUCCUCCUCACACCUUCUCCAGCCCUCACAGCACAUGCUACCACAGGACAUGUACAAGUCAAAGUCAGUGCCCAGCACCGGACUCAUGGAGAACCCUAUGGGGCUGAAGCAGGCCCGGGCAUCUGGGGGUUAUGGAGGUAGUUCCGCAUCUGGUAGGUCUUCCUGUGACUGUCCUAACUGCCAGGAGCUGGAACGGCUUGGCUCAUCUGCUGCCUCUCUGCGGAAGAAGCCAGUGCACAGCUGUCACAUCCCAGGCUGUGGGAAAGUCUAUGGCAAGGCCUCCCACCUGAAAGCUCACCUGCGCUGGCAUACAGGCGAACGUCCCUUUGUCUGCAACUGGCUGUUUUGUGGGAAGCGAUUCACACGCUCAGAUGAGCUUGAGCGUCACGUGCGAACCCAUACAAGGGAGAAGAAGUUCACAUGUCUCCUGUGCAACAAACGCUUUACACGUAGUGACCAUCUCAGCAAGCACCAGAAGACACAUACAGAAGCCAGUCUGCAAGGGAAAAGCACAGGUGGAGAAGAGGAGACAGAACCCAGGGUGGCAGAAGAUAUAGACCACAAUAAUGUGACACCCAGUGGCUCAAGGAAUGCCAUUCAAGAUUCUGCAGCUAAUGCAGAUGAAAAGAGCAGCAUGGGGAAUGGAGUAGAGACAAGCUGUGGACUGCUGGAGAUCUAA
This is a messenger RNA of Chanos chanos (milkfish), 1350 nucleotides long. RefSeq names its product Sp7 transcription factor (gene sp7). Lineage: Eukaryota; Metazoa; Chordata; Actinopteri; Gonorynchiformes; Chanidae. Gene Ontology annotation, molecular function: RNA polymerase II cis-regulatory region sequence-specific DNA binding; DNA-binding transcription factor activity, RNA polymerase II-specific. The record is from RefSeq and is a predicted model, not a curated record. Bases 1 to 1350 code for a protein of 449 amino acids. The transcript has 2 exons. Gene Ontology annotation, biological process: regulation of transcription by RNA polymerase II.